This is a messenger RNA of Propithecus coquereli (Coquerel's sifaka), 1040 nucleotides long. RefSeq names its product chloride intracellular channel 2 (gene CLIC2). The transcript is spliced from 6 exons. Lineage: Eukaryota; Metazoa; Chordata; Mammalia; Primates; Indriidae. The record is from RefSeq and is a predicted model, not a curated record. The coding region runs from base 228 to 971 and encodes 247 amino acids.
AAAACAAAUUCAAGAGCUGCUCUUAAGCAUCUAGAAUUUUCUGCAUCCCACCCUUUGAGAGAAGAGACUGGGCCUAUGUCUUACUCAGUCUACUGCAAGAUAGACUCUCCCUCCUCUUAAAAUACCAACAUUAUUUGAGCUUUUGGAUAAAAUUUGAAGAAGAGUCUACAAAUAUUGUGGACUCUGCAAGAAGCAGGGGGUUGGCAACUGCCGUUAAAGACAGAAAGAUGGCAGGCCUGAGGCCCAGCACUCAAGCAGACCCUGAAAUUGAGCUUUUUGUGAAGGCUGGAAGUGAUGGGGAGAGUAUUGGAAACUGUCCCUUUUGCCAGCGCCUUUUCAUGAUCCUCUGGCUUAAAGGAGUUAAAUUCAAUGUGACUACUGUUGACAUGACCAGAAAGCCUGAAGAGCUGAAGGACUUAGCCCCGGGUACCAAUCCUCCCUUCCUGGUAUACAACAAGGAGUUGAAAACAGACUUCAUUAAAAUUGAGGAGUUUCUAGAGCAGACCCUGACUCCUCCAAGGUAUCCUCACCUGAGUCCAAAGUACAAGGAGUCCUUUGAUGUGGGCUGUAACCUCUUUGCCAAGUUUUCUGCAUACAUUAAAAAUACAAAAAAGGAAUCAAAUAAGAAUUUUGAAAAAUCUCUGCUCAGAGAAUUUAAGCGUCUGGAUGAUUACUUAAACACCCCACUUCUGGAUGAAAUUGAUGCAGACAAUGCUGAGGAACUCACAGUUUCCAGAAGAUUGUUCUUGGAUGGGGAUCAGCUGACAUUGGCUGACUGUAGCUUGUUACCAAAACUGAACAUUAUUAAAGUUGCUGCCAAGAAAUACCGUGAGUUUGAUAUUCCAGCAGAAUUCUCGGGAGUCUGGCGCUAUCUCCACAAUGCUUAUGCCCGUGAAGAAUUUACCCACACAUGUCCUGAAGACAAAGAAAUUGAAAAUACUUAUGCAAGUGUGGCUAAACAGAAGAGUUAGGACAGCUCUUACGUGAGAAAAGGCUCUUUGUUAUUAGAUUUCAAUUGUUGCCAUAUUAGAAAGGUUUUU